AUGGACACUGCGACGAACUCGCAGCCUUAUAUCCCAUCCGCAGACGAUUCCGACGACGAGGUUGCGCAGGUCGUGGCGCCACACCACCAACAACAGUCCCCCCACGCCUCAUCCUCCAGCGAGUCUCUCGAACUGCCACCGAGGAAGAGACUUAGAAUGACAGAGGACUCCUUCAAGAGGAAACGCGCGGACACUCCUCCGUCGAGGGAUCCCGAUUACUACAUGUCGGACGGCAGUUGUAUUAUACUGGUGGAUAAUGUGCUAUUCAAUGUUCACCGAACACUGCUCGCGCGAGACUCGUCCUUCUUCUCGUCGCUCUUUCUUGUACCUUCACCCGGCGACUUGCCACAGGACGGCUCCUCCGAUGACAAGCCUCUCGUAUUGCACAACGACUCUGCACCAGCUUUCCGCAACUUUCUCUGGGUUCUGUAUGCCUUACCACAUGAGAUCGCCAGUGGCGCCGACCUACCACGACUGAUCGACAUAGCACGAACGGCCAACAAGUACGGCUUCAAGAGCGUGGAGACAUGGGCCUUGGACAGCAUCGUUGAUGCACUGGAUCGCAAGCCACCGCCUUCUCAUUCGGCCUUCACUUUCCCCCUGGCCUCAAUCGCCACGCCGAGCUCAGCGACAACUACCUCGCCUCGACUAGAAGCCAGCAAUGCUCAAAUAGUCGAGCUUGUACGCUUAGCACAACUGUGCUCUCACAAACGUCUUCUUGAUAGUAUGAUCAAUAAUCUCCGGCGAGCGAUGCAUCUGGGCGUACAGAACGCAUACCUUGCGCUCAAGCUUGCGGAUGAGCUUGGUCUGCACGCUCUUCAGGGCGAAGCGUAUCUUGAAGUCCUACUUCGACACUUUCCAGACCACAUCGUCGUCCUCUCAGAGGCGCAUCGCGAUUGCGGUCUCGUGUUGGGUGACUUCGAGGACGACGGGUCGGGCGCGAGGCUGUUUGUGAGUCGCACGCAACAGCUUCGUCUACUUGCGGGCCACUAUCGGCUCGUCGCGGCAUGGGAGGUUUUGCGACGCGACCCUCUCAAGAUCGAGCAUGCGCCUGCAUGCGAGCUCAACUGGCAGAAGUCCAGCUGCUCGCAGAGCUGGCUGGAGUUCUGGCGCGACAAGAGUUCGUGCAGUGCUGGCGUACUUUUGUGCGCGCCUGCAGACGUGUUAGGGAGACUCAAGGCGAUGGGGAGGGAGUUCGAGAGACUUGGGACAACGACUAUGAUGCACCCCGAGUGUAGGAACUGUGCGCGGCGAGCAAUCGGGGAAAGGGUCAAGGAUAUCAGCGAGGGGCUUGCGGGGAUGUUCGCAGAGGACUUCGAGUAG
Molecule: messenger RNA, 1323 nt
Organism: Peniophora sp. CBMAI 1063
Lineage: Eukaryota; Fungi; Basidiomycota; Agaricomycetes; Russulales; Peniophoraceae
Source: the annotation of a GenBank genome assembly